AUGGAUGUACACAAGCGAGACACACAUGUUACAUACCGCAAGUUACAUGCGAAGUAUGGCGACGUUGUCCGAGUCGGACCCAACGUUUUGUCGUUUGGCAACCCAUCUGCUAUCCAGGACAUAUACGGACUGAAUAAAGGAUUUACAAAGGUCAGUCUUGACGAAGAUCUUUACGCCAAAGGACAGGAUAUCUGUCCAUUAUCUACGUGGAUUCAGUACUUCGCAUUCGACGUUAUCGGGGAGAUUACUUGGUCCAAGCGACUUGGUUUCGUCCAAGAGAACAAAGACGUCGCAGACAUCAUCGCUACGGUGGAUUCAUUCCAAGACUAUGGCACUGUGGUAGGCCAAAAUCCCUGGUGGGAUCGUGUCCUUGUCAAGAACCCAAUCAAACUAUUCCUCGAGAGUAUAAAUCUCUGGCUAGUCAGCCCUAACGCGGCGAUUAUCAAGUUUGCUUUGGCAAGGCAAUACGAGGUAUCGGCUAAUCAGAAACAAUAUACAGCAGAUAAACCUUCCAGCGAGAUGGGUAUCACCUUUCUUCAACGAUUCUUGCAAUCACAGGACAAGAACCCGGAGUUUCUGACUGAUGAUCGAAUCUCCGCUAUGUGCGCAUCCUUGAUUAUUGCUGGUUCUGACAGCACUUCCAUCAGCUUGGCUGGCGUCUUCUACUACCUCUUGAAAACUCCACGCGUAUACAGGAGGUUGAUGGAGGAGAUCGAUGACACACACGAUUCAGGUGCUUUGGCAUCACUCCAAGAUAGUACUGGUACGGAUGAUGUUAUUCCUUUCUCCGCUGCCAAGAAGCUCGUCUACCUCGACGCUGUCAUUACUGAGGCUUUCCGAAUGCACCCAGCCGUUGGCUUGCUUCUCGAACGUAUCACACCGCCACAGGGUGCCACUAUAGAUGGGCAUCAUGUGCCUGGAGGAGUCGUGGUUGGCUGUAAUGCUUGGGUUCUGCAUCAGGACAAGGAGACUUUCGGAGAAGAUGCGGAUAUCUUCCGACCCGAGCGAUGGCUUAAGGGUGACGAUGUUGAUCCUGCCAACAUCGCAAAGAUGAAGUCCAGUAUGUUUCAUUUCGGAGCAGGAUCAAGAACGUGCAUUGGGAGAAACAUCAGCCUCUUGGAAACAUACAAGAUUGUUCCCACCUUCCUGAGAAAGUUCGAGAUUGAGCUUGACGAAAGCCAAGAGCCGAUGUAUUUGAAGAAUGCCUUCUUCGUACAUCGCAAGAACUUCAAUGUCCGCAUUAAGUUGAGACAGACAAACAUGAAUUAG
Messenger RNA from Alternaria arborescens, 1269 nucleotides. RefSeq lists its product as hypothetical. The transcript is spliced from 3 exons. Bases 1 to 1269 code for a protein of 422 amino acids. The record is from RefSeq and is a predicted model, not a curated record. NCBI's taxonomy places the organism in Eukaryota, Fungi, Ascomycota, Dothideomycetes, Pleosporales, Pleosporaceae. Gene Ontology annotation, molecular function: monooxygenase activity; oxidoreductase activity, acting on paired donors, with incorporation or reduction of molecular oxygen; heme binding.